Pieris brassicae (large cabbage white) is the source of this 489-nucleotide messenger RNA. RefSeq names its product glycine-rich cell wall structural protein-like. The record is from RefSeq and is a predicted model, not a curated record. The transcript has 2 exons. Bases 9 to 419 code for a protein of 136 amino acids. NCBI's taxonomy places the organism in Eukaryota, Metazoa, Arthropoda, Insecta, Lepidoptera, Pieridae.
UGGAGAAGAUGGCACGUCUCAGUUUGAUUUAUGUAGUAAUUUUCGUCUUCUUGGGAUCGUCGCUUGCAGCUAAACGCGUUGCCCGGUCUCCGCACUUUGGAUUAGGCCAAGGUUUUGGCGGAGGAUUUGGUGGCGGUUUUGGCGGAGGAUUUGGCGGUGGAUUUGGUGGUGGAUUUGGUGGUGGAUUUGGUGGCUACCCUCAUCCACCGCCACCUCCAAUAUAUGGUCCGCGAUUAUAUCCCCCACCGCCUCCACCAGGUUUGGGUUACGGCUUAAGUGGAUAUGGUCACCCGGGUGGAUUCUACCCGGGUGGGUACAAUCAAGGAUACCCGGGUCUUAGUGGGUUAAGUAUAGCGAAGAGCGUCAGCAUCAGCUCAGGUGGAAGUGCUCAGGCAAAUUCAGAAGCUUUUGGAAAAUGAGACUGAUACAUUAUUAAGUAUAAACCUUUUAACUAUAUAAGUAUUUUUGUGGUUAUAAAUAAAUCAUAAG